This is a messenger RNA of Aethina tumida (small hive beetle), 670 nucleotides long. RefSeq names its product intraflagellar transport protein 43 homolog (gene IFT43). Gene Ontology annotation, cellular component: intraciliary transport particle A; cilium. The transcript is spliced from 5 exons. The record is from RefSeq and is a predicted model, not a curated record. The coding region runs from base 115 to 606 and encodes 163 amino acids. Gene Ontology annotation, biological process: intraciliary retrograde transport. NCBI's taxonomy places the organism in Eukaryota, Metazoa, Arthropoda, Insecta, Coleoptera, Nitidulidae.
GUUACCAACUAGGGGACGUAAAAACAUGAAACAUUUACUUUCAAUACAUUGGAACUACUCAUGUUUCCAUAGAAACGUCACAACAAAUAAACAAUAGCAACCUUUCCCAAAAACAUGAAUUGGGACGAAGACAUCGACCUUUCCGUUGGGAAAAAAACUGUAAAACAAGGAAGAAGGUCCAGCAAAAUUGAUUCCCCGGAGGAAGCGGGAAGUCCGAGAGAUGUACCUGUUAAAACUGGUGUUUGGACUGAUGAAGGAACAAAAUCCAACAAGAAUAAAGGGCCAAAUGUUAUAGAACAAGAACGUUUCCAAAAAGAAAAAAUCGAAUCAGACGACGACAUCCCAGUAAUUCCAGACAUCGACGAUUUACAAGAUGAUCCGUUAAAUCUUCCGGACGUCAGACCCAUGGUUACAGUCGACAAAUCAACAUAUAAAGAACUGGAUGAUCAGUUUGAGAACUUACAAUCGGACCAACUCAAUUUCGGAAGUGUUGGUGAUGUUGAUUUGUCAUUCUUUACCAGCAAACUCUACAACGAGAAGAGUGUCGAGGAGAGCAACGAAAUUUGGACUAUGGAAUCACUGUUUGAAGAUCUCAUGAGAAUGUGAACACAUGUCCUUAUAGAUUAUAUUAAUAAAAUACAUAGAUGUAAUAAAUUAUGAAUUAAUUAGA